Thermothielavioides terrestris NRRL 8126 is the source of this 6901-nucleotide messenger RNA. RefSeq lists its product as uncharacterized. NCBI's taxonomy places the organism in Eukaryota, Fungi, Ascomycota, Sordariomycetes, Sordariales, Chaetomiaceae. Gene Ontology annotation, molecular function: ubiquitin protein ligase activity; zinc ion binding. The record is from RefSeq and is a predicted model, not a curated record. Bases 200 to 6871 code for a protein of 2223 amino acids. The transcript has a single exon. Gene Ontology annotation, biological process: protein ubiquitination; ubiquitin-dependent protein catabolic process via the N-end rule pathway. Gene Ontology annotation, cellular component: ubiquitin ligase complex; cytoplasm.
CGAAGGUUCCGAAAGAACCCCAUGAUGCUCCCCUCCGCCUUCUACGGCACCUCUAUCAGCGCACAACUGAUAAAGCAACAAACCAACCGAGCACACUCGGAUUUCAACUCCUGCACGCAAUCCUCGCUGCCCGUGAUCUCCCAACUCCAUUGGCGCACAUGACGGAAGAAGCGUAGCAUCGGUCGCUUGUCUACCGACGAUGGAGACGCCCAUGUCGACGCAGGAGCAGCAGCUUUGCCAGCUGCUGCUCGAGCUCCCCGCCCGCCAUGGCUUUCGCUACACCGACGACGCCGCGCGCGAGCUGCUGACGGCCCUUUUCUGGUGCAUGGCCGGCGGCAGGGCCGACUACUUGAACCUCUUCUUUCCCGUCGGCGGUCCCGCGCGCAACGGGACCCUCAAGCUCAGGGAAGCCCAGGGCGCCGUCGAGGGCGCCGAGUACACCGAGGCGGCCCGUGGCAAGGCUUGCGGGCACAUUUUCAAGCAGGGCGAGGCUUCGUAUGCCUGUAGGACAUGCAGCGCCGACGACACCUGCUGUCUUUGCAGCAAAUGCUUCGACGCCACCGACCACACUGGCCACAUGGUGAGGAUCAGCAUCUCGCCGGGCAAUAGUGGCUGUUGCGACUGCGGAGACCCUGAGGCGUGGAACCGGCCCAUGUUCUGCACCAUACACUCGAUGUGGGAGGGCGAAGGGAAGGGAAAGGGCAGGGAAGCUGCCGCCUUGCCCGAGGACCUGGUCGCCAGCAUGCGCAUGACCAUUGGCCGCGUUUUCGAUUACCUCUGCGACGUUAUCUCGUGCUCCCCGGAGCAGCUGCGCCAGACAAAAACGGUCGAGUCGAUCGAGCAGGACGAGAGGAUGUCGAGGCUAUCACCCACAUAUUGCGGCGGGGACACGGAGUCGCCCGGGGAAUACGCCGUGCUCCUGUGGAACGACGAGAAGCACACCGUGGUGGACGUCCGCGACCAGGUCGCUCGCGCGUGCAGCACGACGUUGUCGAAUGGCCUCGCCAAGGCCUACGAGACGGACGGCAUCGGCCGGAGCAUCUUGAUGUACGACAAGAGCAUCGAGAAGCUCAUCGAAGUCGCCACCACUUUGGAGCGCAUCAGGGUCACCGUGACCAUCCGCUCCGCUCGUGACACCUUCCGGGAGCAGAUGUGCGGGACCAUGAUCGAGUGGCUCAGGGACAUCUCCGGAUGCAGUGUCGGCGAGGAUCACCACAUCCUGAGGCAGGUCGUAUGUGAGGAGAUGCUCAAGCCGUGGCGCAAGGGGAGCCCAGCUACCCAUGCCAUAGUCGGCAAGGACGGCAUCGAUGAUGAGGAAUUGAUCGACCAGGAAGACAUGGAGACGAACGACUUCUAUCUGCAGCAGAGUAGGAUUCUGCUUCAGGCCCGCAUGGCCGCCCGCGCAGCUCGCCGGGAGGCAGCAGCAGCCGACGCUGCGAGCGAGGAUGGUGACGAAGACGAGGACGAGGGCGACAAUAAUACCCCCGGGAGCGAUAUGGACGACGAAGGGGACGAUGACGAGGACGUCGUGAUGCUCGAGGCGCGAGACGACGCCGAUGUGCCUAUGCAAGACUGGAGGCAAGACACAGCUUUGGAGGAAGACGAGGCCACGGUUGCCGGCUAUCCGCCCCCGCCUCCGCCACCACCGGUCCCGCGCCGGGCGGCCCGCGAACGGGAACUCACUCCUUCUGACUCCGACACGGCCGAACCCCUUAUUGCCCCUACCGUGUACGCAAAAGCCCAUCUGGAAGUACCCAAGACCCCCGGCCUGAAGCAGGGCGAGACCGCGCCGCCUCCCAAGCCUGGCCAUUACUGGCUCAUAACGCCCUCCGGCUACGUCGAACAGGAGAGCAUUCCGGUUGCUGAAGACCUCUUUGAGCGAGUCCGGCUCGACUGGAUGAUCCUGUUUGAUCUGCGGAUGUGGAAGAAGGUCCGCAACGACCUCCGCUCGCUCUACAUCUCGACCGUGGUCACCAUCCCCGAGUUCAAGCGCGUGCUCGGCCUGCGCUUCGCCGGACUCUACACCACCCUCUCCCAGCUGUACCUCAUUGGCGACCGGGAGCCCGACCACUCUAUCAUUAACAUCUCGCUGCAGAUGCUCACAACUCCUUCCAUCACUGCCGAGAUUGUCGAGCGAGGCAACUUCCUCACCAGCCUCAUGGCCAUUCUGUACACCUUCUUGACCACGCGCCAGGUUGGACACCCCUGGGAUGUGGCGUCGAACGCGGUCCUGUCGUUCGACACCGGCUCGGUCACGAACCGGAGGAUGUACCACUUCUACCUCGAUCUCAAGUAUCUCUUCAGCUCUCCACACGUCCAGGAGCGUCUCCGGACAGAAGAACGGUACAUGAUGCAGUUCUUGGAUCUCGUCAAGCUGCACCAGGGUAUCUGCCCCAACGUGAGGGCAGUCGGCGAGCACGUCGAGUACGAGACGGACACCUGGAUCAGUGCCUCCCUCGUUACGCGCGAGAUCAACAGGCUCUGCAGACAAUUUGCCGAGUCCUUCCGCGGUGUCAAGGAGCAAGACUCGCUCUAUGUGUCGCGGGCCAUCCGCCUCGCGGCCAAGACGGUCAUCAUCAACUCGAUCGGGGCCGAGCGUGGCAGGUUUAGCCAGUCAGAAAUCAAGGACGAGGUCCGGUUCAAGACACUUGAUGACUUUGAAUUUGAGGCUCCCGGCCGUGAUUUUCAGGUCGUCCGGUUUGUGGUGGAAGAAGAGCCGAUCAGCUUCCACCACGCUCUCCACUACACCCUGUCGUGGCUGAUCGAAUGCGGCAAGGCGAUGCCUGUCGAGCAGCUCAGGGCCCUUCUCAGCUUUUCCACGCAGGAGCUCGUGAUGAAGCCGCGCUCCAUGGGCAAGAAGACGAUGCCGAGGCACGGCGAUUACGGACCGGAGGACUACUUGAUGGCCGCCUUUGACUUCCCUCUCCGGGUUUGUGCCUGGCUGGCGCAGAUGAAAGCGGGCAUGUGGGUCAGGAACGGCCUGAGUCUGCGCCACCAGGCCGGCACCUACCGCGGUGUAGGCCAGAGGGACGUCUCGCACCACCGCGACAUCUUCCUGCUGCAGACGGCUCUGGUGGUCUGCGAUCCCAGCCGCGUGCUCGCCUCCAUCGUCGACCGUUUCGGCAUGGAAAAGUGGGUCAAGGGAUUCUUCGAGCAAAAGUCCAAGGCCCAAGACGAUAUCCAGCACCUGGAUGUUGUUGAGGACAUGAUCCACCUUCUCAUUGUCCUGCUCAGCGACAGGACCGCGCUCACGCCCGCUGAGGAUGAUCGAGCCCCGCACCUCGCCUCCAUGCGCCGCGAUAUCACGCACGUCCUCUGCUUCAAGCCGCUGUCAUUCUCCGAUAUCUGCCUCAAACUCCCGGACAGAUUCCAGGAGCAGGAAGACUUCCAUAAGAUCUUGGAUGAGAUGACAACAUUCAGGCCCCCCGAGGGUCUAACCGACGUUGGCACCUUCGAGCUGAAGCCGGAGUACAUCGAGGAUGUCGACCCCUAUAUUGCUCAUUACAACAAGAACCAGCGCGAAGAGGCUGAGAUGGCCUGGCGGAAGUGUGUGGCCAAGAAGACUGGAAAACCGCUCGAGGACGUCGUAUACGAACCAAAGCUGCGGCCCAUCCCGUCUGGAGCCUUUGCCGGGCUCGGCAGGUUUACCAGCACCGGCAUGUUUGCGCAGAUCAUCUACUACUCGCUUCUCUAUACCCUUGUGUACCCCGGAAUGACGCCCCAAGUCCCGUCAACGCGGGUCGAGACGUUCCUCCAGGUCGUGUUGCACCUAAUCCUCAUCGCCAUUGCUGAGGACAAGUCGGACGAGAACGAGGCGCAGCAGAGUUCGUUCAUCGCCACUGCACUGACCCAGCAAGCCCGCAGCAAUUUUAUGCCUGAUGCUCCGCAGGCCAAAACGAUCGUCGCCCUGCUCAACCUGAUAACUUCCAAGGAGGAGUUCAAGACGUGCCACCCCAAGGUUUCUACCAUCCUUCGGAGGAUGCGGCAGAAACGGCCCAGAGCCUUUGAGUCCAGCUUUGAGCGUCUUGGCCUCUCCGUGGACCGCAUGGACACGGCCUCGCCUGCGGCCAGCAACGCUGACGAAGAGCGAGAGCGGAAGAAACGGGCGGCGUUGGACCGCCAAGCCCGGGUGAUGGCGCAGUUCCAGGCCCAGCAGAAGAGCUUCAUGGAAAACCAGGGCGACAUCAACUGGGGGGAGAUGGAAGAUCUCGAAGACGACGACGACUUGCCGCCGAUGGAGGAGCACAGGAAGUUCUGGAAGUACCCGUCGGGGACCUGCAUCCUUUGCCAGGAGGACACGGACGAUCGUCGGCUGUACGGCACAUUUGCCUACUUCACCGAGAGCAAUAUCCUUCGGCAGACCGACUUCCAAGACCCCGACUUCGUCAGGGAGGCGUUCAAUACGCCCGACAAUCUCGACCGGUCUGCGGAAGCCAUACGGCCGUUCGGAGUUGCCCACGAGAACCGGCAAAUCGUCCGCAAGGUGGAUCAACGCGGCCAAACGUUUGAGACGGAGCGCCAGGUCAUCGGCAAGGGGUUCCCGGCGAAGCUGUCUCGCCGCGGCCCGGUGUCGAUUGGUUGCGGCCACAUGAUGCACUACAGCUGCUUCGAGACGUACUUUGACGCCACGACGCGGCGGCACAACCAGCAGAUUGCGCGACAUGCUCCGGAGAACAUCGCCAUGUUGGAGUUUGUGUGUCCGCUGUGUAAAGCGCUGGGCAACGCGUUCCUCCCCAUCAUCUGGAAGGGGCAAGAGGAAUCAUAUCCGGGGCCCUUGGUGCCGUCCUCCUCGUUCCCGACCUUCCUCGACUCCCAGCUGCACUCGGCCUAUUACACGCUGGGAGCGGCGCGGCCGCUAGACCAGGUCCAAAGUACGUUCGCUUCGUACACGACCAACCAGAUGAUCAACAGCCUCGCCGAGAAGUCGUCGCAGCUGUUGGAUGAUGCGUGGGUGGACGUCGGAGCCCAGUCGUUCUCGACAGGCACACCGUUUAGCGAGACUUUCUCGCUGGUCUCGGCUCCCGAAGCGGGCCCGCGAGGCCCGACACCUGAUACCAACAGUGCGAUGCGGGAGCUGGUCAACGUCUAUCGCCGACUGCGGGACACGCUGAGCAAGAACGGCAUCGUUUCGCGCCACGAGAUUGGGCCGGCGGAGCUGGAAGCAAACGAGCUGUACGGCAGCGACGCGCUAGCACGCUCGGUGGGAUUCUCCAUCUCGGCCGUGGAAAUCCAGCAGCGCGGCGUCGAGGCCGAGUACGGCAUGACGUUCCUUGAGAAGAUCCCAGACCAGGUCCUCACGCAGCUCCGCAUCCUCGCCGAGACGGUGACGUCCUACAUUGCUGUGGGCGGCCUGCGCGAGUCCGGGGAGAACAAGAUCGACACCGAGUACCGCCGGGAUAGCGAGCGCCAGCACUGCCAGCUGUUCAUCACGCAGUACCUGGGCGAGGCGACGGAGAACUCGCGGUCUCCGGCCAGCUCGUACCCGCCGCUCCUGAGUCAGGAUCCGUUUAUCUUCCUCUGCGAGUGUGUCUUCGGCGUCAUUCCGGCGCAGGGAUUCGAGAUCGCGCACAUGGUCCGGCUCUGCUACCUGGCCGAGAUCACCAAGGUGGCCUACCACCUGGCGCGCAACGUGCGGAUGGCACAGUAUUUUCAGUAUGUAGGCGCCGACCGCCGGCAGGACAUGGAUCCGGCCACAUCCAAGUUUCUCGCCUUCUGCGAUGGGCUCUGCGAGAUAGACAUAGAGUGCGCUGCGCAGGGCAUGGUCGAGAUCGACCGGCCGCGCUGGGAGAACAGAGCCUUCGAGCAGCCCGGCCUAGGCUCGUGGGACUCGUGGUACAUUCUCCUGCGCAAGUACGCGCUCGCUUUUCUCCGCAAGUGCGUCGUGCUCCUGCACGUCAAGUACGGCGUCGACUUCAACAGCCGCGUCUCGCCGAACCCGGAGCAGCGCGAGCUCGAGAGGCUUACCGAAGCGCUCCGCGUCCCGUCGCUCGACGAGAUGCUCACGGCGCUGACGCCGGCGCAGGGCGUGCAGCACGGCUGGCCGGCGUCCACGCGCCGGCUCGUGGCCGGGUGGGUGAAGCACCAGGCGCUGUGGCCGUACAACGGCGACUGCGACACGCUGCCGCAGUCGGCGGUGAUCAGCCACCCGGGCAUCUUCGAGCUGGUGGGGCUGCCCAAGAACUACGACACGCUCAUCGAGGAGUCCACGCGGCGGCGGUGUCCGACCAAGGGCAGGGACGUCACGGACCCGGUGAUCUGCCUGUUCUGCGGCGACAUCUUCUGCAGCCAGGCGGUCUGCUGCGCCAAGGAGAUCAGGGAGGGCCGGAACAAGGUGUUCAAGGUUGGCGGGGCGCAGCAGCACAUGAUCAAGUACGUUUCAGUUCCCAAGUUCACACACUCCUCCGCAGCUUUUUGUGCUAACCCGGAAUGCGUGUACCAGAUGCCAGGGAAACAUUGGCCUCUUCAUCAACAUUCGCAAGUGCUGCGUCUUCUACCUCUCGCGGCUGUCGGGCUCGUUCAGCCAGGCGCCGUACAUCGACAAAUACGGCGAGGUGGACAUGGGCCUGCGCUUCGGGCGGCAGCUGUUCCUGCAUCAGAAGCGGUACGACUCGAUGCUGCGGAACCUGUGGCUCAGCCACGGGGUGCCGAGCUUCAUCGCGCGGAAGCUCGAGGCGGAUAUCAACACGGGCGGGUGGGAGACCAUCUAGCUCGUUUCGUUCGGGUGGGUAUAGGUUGUGGUCGGCGCCAGCCGACAAGGCAGUCGGUUUUGGGGCAUUGUGUUUUACGGCAUCUUAACAGCGGAUCAUCAUCACUACUGACCAGCCAAUCCUUAGAAUCAUGGGGGAGAGUCCGGGGAGUUUCGUGUUUUUGAAAUGACGAGAAGAGGGCCAUGAACAAACCA